CCAAAGCCUGUCAGAGAACCAGGUGAAGAGCUUGCAAACGUAUUUCAGCAUUCGCCACAGAUCCGGUGGCGGAGAAUGUGGAUCACUGAGGAGGGUGAAUGAUAAAACCUACAGCAUUGCAUUCAGACAUCGAGGAGGAGGAGUAAUGCGGAUUCCAUCCUGGCUGUGGAACAGUGGAGCAGCUCUUUACCCUUGCGAGGCUGCUGGAGGGGUCGUGGGAGUUUGCCCAUCCACUCUACAUGUGUUUGUGGACUUGGAGAAGGCUUAUGACCGAGUCCCUCGGGAAAUCCUGUGAGAGGUAUUGCAGGACAAUGGGGUACCGGGCUUACUGCUAUGACCUAUCCAGUCCCUAUAUGACCAGAGUGAGAGGUGUGUCGGUAUACUCUGUGUAAAGCCAAAUACAUUCUCAGGUGAGUAUUAGCCUCAGCCGGGAUUGUCCCUUGUCUCCUCAAAAUUGUAUCUCUGCUUUUUGCAGUCAGGAUCAGAGUCAGCACCUCCAAAUCUGAGGCCAUUGUUCUCUGCUGGAAACUGGUGGAUUGUCCCCUCCGGGUUGGGACGGGAAGGGGUCAGUUGAGGUGGUUCAGGCAUCUGAUGAGGAUGCCUCCUGGGUGCCUUCCAUUGGAGGUGUUCUGGGUACAUCCCUCUGGUAGGAGGCCCCAGGGCAUACCCAGGACACGCUGGAGGGAUUACAUGUCUAAUCUGGCCUGGAAAGGGUUGCCGGGGAGAGGGACAUCUGGGGUGCUUUGCUUGGCCUGCUGCCCCCGUGACACGGCCCUAGAUGGAUGGAAUAACUAAUGUCCUAUUUUCUGUCUUAGAUCAGCAGGCGGUCCUGCAGAGAUCUAAGCAUGUUAUGGAUGAUCUGGUGUUUACUGUCCGAGGCAGCCUGGAACCUCACGCCUCGUCUCCAUUGCUGGAUCGUAUAGUAUUACAGGGCCCACAGUCCAUGCCUGCCCCAUCACCUCCAGACUGGAUGGAGUGGGCAGGGGCCAUGCGGGUAGUGGGUGACCAGCUUCUUCAAGAGAUGUUUACCAGAAACACUGUACCAAGAUUUCUGGGGUUCCUGAUGGGUGCUGUUGCAGAAGACAGUGCAAGAGGAGCCACUGCUGAAUCUUCUGGAAAUGGCGCCAGUGUAGAGAUCAUUAAGGGAACCACCGAGACCCAGCAGGACUCCAGUGAUUGGACCAAACUUAAACCUGUCAUCAAUACAGUGGAUGAGGCUCAAAUCUAUAGCCUCCAGUCUGAUGCAGGUCGCUUUGAAUGCAGUGUGUCUGCCCUGCGCUGGGUUUGUAAAGAAAAGGUCAGCUUCAAAUACCAGUUCUGCUCAUGGGAGGAACUCGGGGAGAGGCCUUCAUGCAUGGAUUAUAUGCCAGCAGGACCCCUACUGGACAUCACAGUCACAGCUGGGAAGUUGGAGGAGGUGCAUCUGCCACACUGGGUCUGUGUAGAUGAAAACUCUACAAUGUCAGACAUGUUUGUAGUUCUGCAUGUGGAGACCUGUGGAGAUGUUUUGGAACAAGUGUCUGAAGUGACAUCGUCCCACGUCAAGUUAGUCCAGCCAACUUUCUCACCAGUUGGUGUAAUGAUCUUGAAGAAACUGGGCAUUCCAUUUCACUUUGACACGUUGGUGUACAAGACAAACAAAGAAUUCCUCACACUGGAUGUUUACCUGGUGCCACCUGAUCCAUCCCUACAGCAGGUUGUGGAAAAAUUGCAAAACUCUUGUAGAUCCACAAGAAUCCUAAAACCAGGCCCAGACAAGUCCAUGCAGUUGGGAAACAAUUUCUCUCUCAAAACAGAUUUGGUGGAUGCAAAGAUUCAACCCAGCGUGCGAGAGCUCAGACAUGGUAGUAGUAAUGUAUUUGAGGUGUUUGUCAGAAAUGCAGACAGCGACUUCACCCUCAGGCUUGAAAGUAAGGAAGACAUUUUCUGGACCUGUACCAUCCAUAAAGGAGACUACCAAAGUCAGAGCACUGAUCACAAACAAGUUCAGCAUUUUGUGGAUCGCCAUCGGACAGCUCUGAUCGAGAGAGUGUGUGAUACAAAAGCCAUCCUGGAUGAGCUUGUGGAUAGAGGGUUGAUCUCAGAUGAGAGCUAUGAUGCUGUGAGAGCUCUAAAAACCACACGAGACCAGAUGAGGGAGAUUCACAGGUUUGUGACUGCAGCUGGCACCGAAGGCAGAGACGAACUUUAUGAAAUCCUGAAAGGGAUGAAGAGUAUGAGGCCUCUCGUUUCUGAGCUUGAGGGUCGGGAUGAAGGAGCAAAAUGUAAACGUAAAGAGAAGCUGUAGCUUUGACAACUCAGAUUAAGGAGGGUGAACAUGAGAUGUGUCUGUACAGUAUAUUGUGACAUUUUUUUACUCGAAAGAUUUCAAUAAAAGUUUUAUUUCUUCAAUAAUAAAUUAACUCAAA
Epinephelus fuscoguttatus (brown-marbled grouper) is the source of this 2408-nucleotide messenger RNA. Its product is annotated as NACHT, LRR and PYD domains-containing protein 1b allele 2-like. Gene Ontology annotation, biological process: regulation of apoptotic process; innate immune response; inflammatory response. The record is from RefSeq and is a predicted model, not a curated record. Lineage: Eukaryota; Metazoa; Chordata; Actinopteri; Perciformes; Serranidae. The transcript has 11 exons. Bases 779 to 2287 code for a protein of 502 amino acids.